Messenger RNA from Melanotaenia boesemani (Boeseman's rainbowfish), 1653 nucleotides. Its product is annotated as neuronal acetylcholine receptor subunit alpha-9-II. The transcript has 6 exons. NCBI's taxonomy places the organism in Eukaryota, Metazoa, Chordata, Actinopteri, Atheriniformes, Melanotaeniidae. Gene Ontology annotation, molecular function: transmembrane signaling receptor activity; acetylcholine-gated monoatomic cation-selective channel activity. The coding region runs from base 1 to 1653 and encodes 550 amino acids. Gene Ontology annotation, cellular component: synapse; neuron projection; postsynaptic membrane. The record is from RefSeq and is a predicted model, not a curated record. Gene Ontology annotation, biological process: signal transduction; chemical synaptic transmission; monoatomic ion transmembrane transport.
AUGAUCUCAAUAAUUUGUUUGGCAAUGCUGCUUCCUGAAGUGGUUCACAGUGCAGAGGGCCACUAUGCUCAGAAGCUCCUGAAUGAUUUGAUGGAGAAUUACUCCAGCGCGUUGCGGCCUGUGGAGGACACAGACAGAGCCCUCAAUGUCACCUUACAGAUCACCCUCUCCCAGAUCAAAGACAUGGAUGAGAGGAACCAGGUGUUGAUUGCCUACCUGUGGAUUAGGCAGGAGUGGCAUGAUGCCUACCUGAGGUGGAAUAAAGAAGACUAUGAUGGACUGGAUGUCAUCCACAUCCCCAGCAGCCUGGUGUGGAGGCCUGACCUUGUCCUCUAUAAUAAAGCUGAUGAUGAUUUCUCAGGGCCGAUGGACACCAAUGUGAGGCUGCGCUACAAUGGAGAGAUCACUUGGGAUGCUCCUGCUAUCACCAAGAGUUCCUGUGUCGUGGAUGUCUCCUAUUUUCCAUUUGAUAGUCAGGAAUGUAACCUCACAUUUGGUUCUUGGACCUACAAUGGCAACCAGGUAGACAUUAUUAUGGGCAUGGACAGCGGUGACCUGUCAGACUUUGUAGAAAACGUGGAGUGGGAGUGCCAUGGUAUGCCAGCCACCAAGAAUGUCAUAAUGUACGGCUGUUGCUCUGACCCAUAUCCAGACAUCACUUACACAGUGCUCCUGCAGCGCCGCUCCUCCUUUUACAUCUUCAACCUCCUCCUCCCAUGCUUCCUAAUCUCCUUCCUGGCUCCUCUGGGUUUCUACCUGCCUGCCGACUCCGGGGAGAAGGUUUCCCUUGGGGUGACUGUUCUCCUGGCUCUCACUGUGUUCCAGCUAAUGGUAGCUGAGAGCAUGCCUCCCUCAGAGAGUGUGCCUCUUAUAGGAAAGUACUAUAUUGCAACAAUGACCAUGGUCACAGCCUCCACAGCUCUCACCAUCUUCAUCAUGAACAUUCACUUCUGUGGUGCAGAGGCCAAACCAGUUCCUCACUGGGCAAAAGUCCUCAUCAUUGACUACAUGUCCAAGAUUUUCUUUGUUUAUGAAGUGGGUGAGAACUGUGCCUCUGCCUCUUCUUCAUCACCACAUUCCCUCCAGGAUGAUGUCUGCAACCAGCAAAUCAACAGCCACAUUCAUGCGAAUGGUGAACCUGGUAUCCACCGCAGGCAAGAGGUCCGGCAGAGUCACAAAAAUGGCGGAAGACAACCCUCCAAGUCGCAACAGCAUCACAGAGUGAAACCCCAGCAUCACAUCACGAGAGAAGAGAACAGCCACUUCUGUAGCUCCACACCGGGAAAGUAUGAAAGCUCUAACGGUAAAAUCGCUCUGAAUGACUGCUGCAUAGACGACCAGAAAGUUCCAUGUUAUCCGAACGACCAGAAGCCUCCCUGCUGCCCUGAAGACAGAAAGCCUCCAUCUCAAGGUCCCAUUGUCACCUUUGGUCCCUGUGUGUUCUGCAGCCACAGUAGUGCCAUUCCAAAUGUGGACACCAAGCUGGUGCGCAAUGUCGAGUACAUUGCUAACUGUUUUCGAGAGCAGAGGGCCAUGUGCGCCAAGGGGGCAGAAUGGAAAAAGAUAGCAAAGGUGAUGGACAGAUUCUUCAUGUGGAUUUUCUUCAUCAUGGUUUUCCUCAUGAGUAUACUGAUCAUGGGCAAGGCAAAGUGA